This is a messenger RNA of Medioppia subpectinata, 962 nucleotides long. NCBI's taxonomy places the organism in Eukaryota, Metazoa, Arthropoda, Arachnida, Sarcoptiformes, Oppiidae. The record is from the annotation of a GenBank genome assembly.
AGAGACGUCGAAAUCGGGGUUAGACUGUCGUUGGCCGACAAGCAUAGGAAAAACGAGUUGCAACAGAUGAUCACCGGCGCCCAUCUAUCCAUUUACGGAGUACUGGUGCCCCCGAAUCGCCAGAAUUUUAUCAAUGUUGGCCAUUGCGCCGCACAGUGUUUUAAAAAUUCAAUGCCAUCCGAAGGGAUUACUAUAACACAUAUUUACCCACAUUUUCAUCAUUUUGGCCGCAAGUUUCGUACCCGACAUUUCCGGAACAACGAAGAGUUGUCCAAAAUUAUAUCAAUUGAAGCGAACGGAUCGACGGAGGGUUUGGCCUAUAGAAAGCUUAGUCCAGAGGUUAGACUCACGUCCAACGAUAUAAUCACCACUGAAUGCACAUACGAUUCCACCUCAACCUCCCGGACCCUUAUGACUGACGCGACAGAUGUGGCCGACGAAGAGAUGUGUCUAUCAUUCUUCAUGGUAUACCCGCGUCUAUAUUACGGCAAACCAUUACCGCAAACGUGUUUCAGUGGCUUCAAUGAGAGCACUCUGGCCAAGGCGUCCGGCGUGGAGGACGAGCUGACCGGCUAUUGGCAUACGAGUCAACCAAAAAUUAAACAAAGUAACCGACGCCUGUCCAGAGUGUUGCAGGAGAAGACCGAUUGGGCCGAAGACAUACAGGAACUGAUCCAUUACUCGAAGAAGAGGAUCAGAUGUAAUAUGUUUGAGAGUAACAAAGAUGAGAGCAAUAAUAUACAGUUUAUCAACUACCCCGAUAAGUACAUACCGGAGCCAUUGCUGCCCAAAUAUGGCUCCGCAAAGGCAGAUAAUAGCAAAAACAAGCCUAUUUCGAGUCCAAGCAGUUCCAGCGGUUCCGAUAACACCGAAUCGAGUUACUCGAAGAAUGAUUGGAGGGCUAAAUGGAUGUAUUGGCGCCCUAAUAGCAGAAGUAGGCAUUUUUGAUUUAAUUCUAGCUC